AUGUCCGGACGCCAAGGCUCGCAAUCAGUUGCGGCAUGCAUACUUGUACCGGCUAUCUCAUGUCGCGAGGGCCACGGGCAUUUGGUGGCGGUGGGUCGUCCCCUUAGCCCCGGUGUGUUUGGUGGAGGCGAGCUGUCGAUUCUGGUGCAGUCGUCAGGACUCAACAAAUCUCGACGACGGAUUUGCGGGGAAUCAGUCGCAGUUGCGCGCACCUCCAACGACACCCACGGCCACACCGCGACGCCUCGAAUCGACCGCCGACCCCCUCCAGCGUCUAUCGCGCCCUUCAGCCCACUUGCAGCGCCCACGGACGUCCAAAGCCGCAGGCCGCAAGCCGCAAGCCGCGUGCUAGCACAUCUCGAGCAACUGCUCCUCCAGCGUCUCCACCGCAUCUGCGUGCACACAGCCCUCCCCCAGCAGCGUCCCACAGCGUCGCCUACUGCUGCUUCCUUUGCUCCUGUGCUCCUUUGCGCCUUCCCUUCCUUGCUGCCCACUGCCCACGCCGCCCCACCCCACCAUCGACUGCCCCGGCGCGCGCUGUAG
This is a messenger RNA of Parastagonospora nodorum SN15, 543 nucleotides long. RefSeq lists its product as hypothetical. Lineage: Eukaryota; Fungi; Ascomycota; Dothideomycetes; Pleosporales; Phaeosphaeriaceae. The record is from RefSeq and is a predicted model, not a curated record. Bases 1 to 543 code for a protein of 180 amino acids. The transcript has 3 exons.